Molecule: messenger RNA, 1026 nt
Organism: Tetrapisispora phaffii CBS 4417
Lineage: Eukaryota; Fungi; Ascomycota; Saccharomycetes; Saccharomycetales; Saccharomycetaceae
Gene: EFM3
Product: protein-lysine N-methyltransferase
Exons: 1
Coding region: 1-1026 (341 amino acids)
Source: RefSeq, a predicted model, not a curated record
AUGGACUCUGAGUUAGCUUUUUAUGACAGGCUUUACCAGCGUUUCCCAGUGAAUCAAUUGGCCGGCUACUUGAAAGAGACCAUUUCAAGAAAAGAGUUGAUUUCUUUACAUAUUUCUAAGUUUAUUGAGGUAUUGUGCGAUAUUGAAGGUACAAACAAUUUUUACACCAAAAACGUUAUCAAGGUACUAAUAGAUAAUAUAGGUUUAUUUAACGAGACAGUGGAGCCACAGGAUAAUACUCUACAGAUCAUCGCCAAUAAUGAUAUUUAUUUAUCGGAUUGGCUAUAUGAAAAAUACAUUGAACUUCUAGAUAUCCAGCAACCUACACCUACCACAAAGGAUGUGAUACAGUACAGGAUCAACAACCAAAUCAAAAUCAAGAUUGAGGAGUCUCCAUACCUUAUCAGUGCUGCAGGAACCACAGGUUUUCGAACUUGGGAGGCAGCGGUGUACUUGACGAAAUAUCUUAUCGAUCUGGGAUUUCCCCCAGAAACUGUGAUGGAAAAUACUCUCGAGCUAGGUUCAGGAACAGGAAUGGUAAGCAUUGGACUAGUCAAGAAAUAUAAAGAUCAAAUCACAACUCUGUACAUCACCGAUGGAGAUUCACAAUUGCUGGAAGGCCAAUUAUCCCGAAAUGUGAUGCUAAAUGGAAUAGAUUCAUCGGACUCUGUAAAGCUACAAAAACUUCGGUGGAAUGAGGACCAUAUCCCAGACAAUCUCGAUCUUAUAGUAGCAGCUGAUGUCACUUACGACUCUAGCGUUAUACCGAGCCUGUGCCACUGCAUACUUGACUGCUUUAAGUCAUCAAAUAAAUGUAGUACCGUCUGUUACCUUGCGGCAACACGUAGAAAUCAAGAAACAAUUGCAGUGUUUGAGCAACAUUGCUCGGACCUAGGUCUGACUGUUAAGCUGGCAGCGUGCACAGAUAGCGACGUCAACUCUUGCAAGAUAGUGGAGGACAUUCUAUUCAAACCACUGAUCGCACCGAUCAAUAUUUAUAAAAUCACAUACAGUGCAAACAUUUAG